AUGGAAAGUGUUUCCAACGAAAGUGACUUUUGGCAAUUUAACGAAUCCUGGCGGAACUCCAGCUUUCUUAACGGAACCGGUGUGCUGAACCAGACGAACCCCCUGAAGCGGAAUGAGGAGGUGGCGAAAGUGGAGGUGACUGUGCUCGCGCUGGUGCUGUUUUUGGCGCUGGCAGGCAACCUGUGCGUCCUGUUGGCCAUCCACACCACAAAACACAGCCAGUCUCGCAUGUAUUACUUUAUGAAGCACUUGAGCAUCGCAGAUCUAGUCGUGGCUAUAUUUCAAGUUCUCCCUCAACUUAUUUGGGACAUUACAUUUCGGUUCUACGGACCGGACAUUCUGUGCAGGUUGGUAAAGUACCUGCAGGUCGUCGGGAUGUUCGCCUCCACCUACAUGUUGGUUUUAAUGUCAGUGGAUAGGUGUUUGGCCAUCUGUCAGCCCCUGCGUUCCUUGCAUAGGAGGAAAGACCGGUACUAUGUGAUUUUUUCGUGGAUACUGAGCCUGCUUUUCAGUAUCCCGCAGAUGUUCAUUUUCUCUCUGGUAGAGGUCGGCUCUCCGGGAUCAGGAGUGUAUGACUGCUGGGGAGACUUCGUCAAGCCGUGGGGGGCCAAAGCUUAUAUCACAUGGAUCAGUCUCACAAUAUAUAUCAUUCCUGUCGCGAUUCUGAGCAUUUGUUACGGGUUGAUAAGCUUUAAAAUAUGGCAAAACUUUAAACUAAAAACCCGUCGGGAGCAGUGCAUCAGCCUGACGCCCAAAACAUCCAAAGGCAACACGCUGGCGCGCGUGAGCAGCGUGAAGCUGAUCUCUAAGGCGAAAAUAACCACAGUGAAAAUGACUUUUGUGAUCGUCGUGGCUUACAUCGUCUGUUGGACCCCCUUCUUCUCUGUACAGAUGUGGUCUGCGUGGGAUCCAGCUGCGCCACGUGAGGGUAGGUAGAAUUAAUUCAUGUAUUAUACUUGGCGCAAACAGGUGCUGCGUAAAGGCUGGUGUAUAACCAUCACGUCUUUACGCAUAUACCACUUUGAAAAACUGCAGGACACAUUAUGCUCAAUUAGCUAUUUUGUCUGUUUUUUGAGUCGGUAUUCAACGCUAAAUACGUGAUGAUUUUUUAAAUGCCGCAUCCUUAUUGUCAUGCGCGCCUUUACGCACGAGCCCAGGGUCUCAGCGUUGGCUUAUUCAUUGAGAACAAGCUGCUACAGCUGGAGAGUCUGAUUCAGCUUCUUUUCCCGAAAUAAAAAUGGGUUGUGCUUUUCAGUGCCAGGGUCGAAAACACUGUCAGGGUGCGUGGUGAUUGACAGAGAUGAGCUGACUUUUUCAUUGAUCACACAGCUGAGAGUUUGACGCCUGAAAACAACAUAUGAAAAGAGAGGAAUCUAGACAAUUUAUUCUGUCCCCCCCCCAAAAAAAACAAAAAAAAAUCUUUGUUGAUAAACUGUUUGCUCGUCUGAGUGUUUGGGACAUUUUAAAACCAAGUUAAGAAUAAGGGAACCACCUCCCCGAUUUCCGCUGGGGGUCAUUGAAGCAGUCUAUUUCUGAUUCUGAUCCCGGAGCAGCAUCUGUUAAUGAGGUCACAAUUUAUUAUGUGGUUAAUGAUUCGUUGAUUAGGAAACGAUUGAGGAGCUUAUGGAGCCUUUCUAUAUAUGCUAAUCCUAAAAAACGAUGCAUAAUCCUUAAUGAACGGCUAUGGGUUGUCCCCCAACACAUAAGGGUGUUAAUAAAUUGCACUUAAAAUUAUGAGACUACUGCACACAAUAUAGUCAUACAAAAUUUCUAACAUCAGCUGAAGGCUGUAGCAGAUUUCGAUUAACAGCAGUGCAAUGAGAUGAAGUUCACACCCACCUCUGGGGGUCCAAUGUCUCACAGAACCAACAGAAAAAAAAUAAUAAUGAAGCCAUUACAUAACAUAACAAAGGAUGGCACAAGGUAAAAAUCUGACAUGUCAUCCUAAAUUUCAACUGACUAUUUUUGCAGCUAUUUUAAACCAAUGAUGUUUUAGCUGGAUUUUCGAUGAAAUAAUAAAAAGACAAAUACAAUAUGGUAUGCUAAAACAUGACCGACCAAUGUCAGGAGUAGAAGGGUAUUUCACCAUAUUAUUCAAUACAUCAUAACAGACAUUAUAUGAAACACUAGCUGUUUCAGAUUCAAGAUGACACCAUUAGGGAUGGGAAAACUGCAUUUUUCAUCUUGAAAAGAUGAUCAUGAUUUGACCUUGUGAGGGCCAAUGCCAAUAUGAUGCCAAUUACGUUUAAAGGCCAUUAAUCAGCCCAGUUAAUUGACCAAUAAAUAGAUCAGUCUAGCUGUAAUGUAUGCUAGCAUUAGCCUGUUUGAAUUCAUAGUUUGAUGUUGAAAGGUCCCCAAAUUUACAUAUGUUUUUUCCAAUCAAAAUACGUCAGCUGUUUCUUUGGUCAGUGAAAAGCAGAAGGUGAGAGUCUUAAUAUUUCUUAUAGGGCACUGGAACCAAUGCAUUUGUCUUCUUGAAAAGAAAAGGUCAAAAGUGACCCAAGAGUUCUGUAAAGAAAAUGAAUCCCCUGUGGGUGUUGUAUAUUGAAAGAUUUGAAACUUAGAACAACAGCUUAGAACGACAAAAUCAUAUUAAGUUAUGUGAGAAUAAACAUAUACAUUUCUUUUCCAAUUUAAAGUAAAAGUGCCUGUUCAGAUGCAAAGAAAAUUUGACAGAAGCUGAUCUAAUUUUGAUCAAUAUGUCAGCAAACUAUCAGGCUCCUUUAAUUUCAAGGACCCAAAAGGGGUUAGUUAUUAAAAGUCAUAAACUUGAGACAAACUAGGCUACUGGAUAUGAAGUCCCACUUUGUUUUAGAGGGGGAAAAAAGGGUAUGAUAAAGUAUUGAGGCAACAUCUUGUAACUACUUUAACCUACAGAACAACAAAUAGAAAAAAAUAGAAAACCUGGUGUAACUCAGGUUUUAGUUCUUUGUAAAAAAAAAAAAAAAAAAUUGGGCAUUACUGUGUCAUCCACUGCUGGUUCAAGGAUAAACCAGAAUCCCUCACUUUAGUUUUACACCUGUUGUGUGGUAACAACAUCAGUGAUAAGACCUUUCAAGUUUCCCAAGUUUCCUCACAGCCUCCUCCCCCUCCCCACACUGCAGAGGCCCACCGGCAGCUAAUCAUUAAUCAAAUUAGUGUGCGCCACCACGCGCCAAGCAGCUUGUAUUUGUGCCUGUGGGCACGUUUGGAGAGUGUCGUUGACAUUUAACCACAAUGGCCCACUAAGCAGCCACUUAGCAGCCAUUUACUGUAUGUGCACCCUAUAUUUAUUGAUCCGCUGAGCCAUGACUACACACAUAAAACAAGGCUAGAUUAAAUGUGCCAGCUUGACUUCACAGGGGAAUUGUACAGAGUCUCUGUGCUCCUUCUUUUAUUUCAUUACAUUUAGAUAAAACUGGGUAAAAGGUCCAAUUAAAGUAAAAGCCUUACAAGGAAUAAAGACGUUAUCUGGAUGUUUGACUUAAGGGAAAAAGGUUGGAUUUAUUGGAAAAUGAUAGAUCUUCCAUCUGAAACAUUGUUGGUUAAUACUGAAUACCCCACUGAAUUCUGUCAACACUGGACGUAAGGACUUGUUUUUCUGUUUCCUAUCCUUUAAAGUCUCAUGGAACUGCAAUUUCUCAUAAAUAAGUUAAAAGGAACAGCUAUAGAAACACACCAAACUUAAGUUGAAAACAAUAACGUCAUGGGGUUUCUCAGUGGGGAGAAAGUAAACAAACCUUGAGUUUCAGGCUUUGGCUCUUUUCUUCUGCAUCUUGUGCUCCAGGUUUCUGCUUGACUGGCUGUGUGUGUGAGGUUGUCAUCUUUGUAAGAAGCAUUGUUCACAUCAGCUAGUUAUACAGGAGCUAAAUAGGUGCAUUAUACACUUUGCUGUCAUCCUAAACUUCAAUGACAGAAGGGCAUAUGGCUGGUAAAAAAAAAGGAAAUGACAGUAAUUGGCUUCUGUGCUCUAUCCAAACAAUGCUGAAAGUUGCUGAGGCAAGAAAAUAGCAACAAAGAUGCUCCAGGCUUUGAAUGAGAAAGAAAUGGAGGAGGACACUGAUGUCUGAUGGCUCUUUCUUCCACGUGACCAUUGCUCAGAAAGGUCAGAAUUGGCUGUAACACGUGCCAGUGUUUGUGUACAGAAGAUAGGCACCUGUGUGUGUGUAGAUAAAGUGUCCAUUAGAGUCAUACUCAGAAAAAUGAGUGCCGACCACAGAGCUGGGAAUAAAAAGACAUGUCAAAUAUUUCUACAGUGUCAACAAACCAAAGUAGUUUUGAAAUUUAAACCUGUGUUUAUGACUUGGAUUUUGUUGGUAUUUGUGUUAGUUUGAGUAAAUGUGAUCAAUUUGGAGAUUCUGUUCAGAGAAAAAUUCAAUUGUUUUUACCUGACUGAAGGGACUGGAUCCCCCUUUAGAGCAUUAAACCCAUUCCUCGGGGAUCCACCUGAUAAGAAGUUGUUGUUUUUGUUCCUCUUUCCCCAUAAAUCACUCUGACAUCGUCACAAAAUGGAAGUCCACUACUUCAAGGAUGCUGUCCAUCUUUGAAAGGCUGCUCCCAGCAGACGCAGGAUAUAAGAGCAGCAGUUUCCAAUAGACACCCACACUCCUCUCCUGCCUGGCCCAUUAGUGAAUGGUUCAUAAAUCUGUGCUUCAUAUUCACUGUGCAAAGAAAAGAGCUGGCAUUAAUUUUCUUGUCUAACUCUCAUCAAGAAAGUGAAUGAGCACUUAAGCCAUAGUGAAGAGUACUUUCAGCCAAAGAGGGUGGCAGUGGACUUUUUCCACAGACAGGAGUUAGCCACAGAUUAUGAAACAGUCUUAAGUUAAUGUUGAUGCCUCUCUAUGGAAAUAAGUAAAUAAGAGCAUCAGCAACAAGAUAGACUUUUUCUAAAUUGUUGUUUUUGCUAGGUGCUGCUAGGAGCUGGGUUUGAUUACAACCUGUGACCCCUUUCCUAUCUGACAUUCCUCACUGUCUCUCCUGAUAUUCUAUUCUAUCCAUUGUCUUAUCCUCCUUGAAAACAGGUCCCAAAGCCCCCAAAAUAACGUAGAUUAGAUAAUUAACUGCAACAAAGAUGCUCAAUGUGUAAUAAACUAAACACAGGGUCUGACUUAAAGGGAUAUUCCGGCGUAAAAUUAAUUUAGGGACAAACACAUCAUAACACCAAGUUAGACACCCCCUUGAGAGAUGAAUGUUGCUUCUCUAGUUAUACCAACUUUAGUAACGACCGCACGAUAACAAUACACAGCGGUCUGAGGAGCCAUAAACAAACCUCAACCAAAACGCCACUCUAUAGCCACAAAUAAUGCUCAGAACAGCACCUAACUUCAUCAAUAGUACAUAUAGGGUUCUAGCCACAGCACUAGCCACCAAACAUCUUUUAGCUUUGCCUAAUUUCUUAAGCAAAGACAACUCACCUACUCUCUUCCAGCAGUCGCUUGUUUGUAGCGAGACCUCAGGCCAGUCCAUUCAGUCCAAUACUGACAGAAACUGGAAGUUCCUCACAAGCGUGUUAAGCUCUUUUGCGCUUAUUAAUCUUUGACUAGACACCCAGACGAUGGUGAAAUGCCUCAUUCCUCACAGCUUUGUCACAGUGACAUCAGUGACGUCUGUUGUUCCCCAAUUAACAGCUUCAAAGAGUCCACUGUGUAGCAGACAAAAACACCUGAAGGUUAAACCCUGACUCAGACACUCACACACAAGUUCCCAAAAGAUUCUGUGGGCACAAACAUCUCCCCCACUGAAACUGGACUCGCUGACGCAAACUCACACUAUGUGAUCUAUUGAUCUGCAUUAAUGGACAGAAAGCCCAGUGUUCAAUCUGCAAGUAAUACACUUUUUGGAAAAGCUUAGUUUCUCUGCAAGCACCAGGGAAAAUAAAGUUAUGUCUUCUAUGCAAGGAGAUUUACUAUGUAUAAAUCUUAAUUAGACAACUGCCAAUGCUCAUUACAGAAACGACAAUAAAGCGACAAUAGUUUUUGUUAAUGAGUGACUGGAGUGUCUUUUGGGUUUCACAGUCUCAGCUCUGACUCCCAGACAGAUGUACCACCAAGGGGAUGAUUAUCGUGCCUAUUCAUUUGUGUGUGAUUCGUCAUUCUCUUGUGAAAGACACCAUAAGCUAAUUCAGAGAAGAUGUCUCUGUGAUUGCCCUCCACAUUAUUCAAAUUAGUUUUCAGACAAUGCUCUCAUCUGCCCUGAUGAGACUGCCUGACAGACAAUGGUUUAUCCCUCGCACUGUCUCCAGUGAAGGAAAUGCCAGCAGUGUUAUAAUCUGUAUAACAUGAAGUUUACUCAAGACUAACAGGGUUUGUUAGAUGAAAAAUCAAAUAAAUUCUAAUUUCCUCACCAGUGUUUUACUGUAAUUUUGAUAUUUCAAACCUAUCUCCAUUAUCAAUUUACAUUUACACAUCCCCAAAUUAAAAUUCAAAGCCAUUAAGUAUGAGACCAGUGAACAGGACAAAGCUAACCAUUGAUUGACGCUAAUCUAAACUCAUGUUUGAGUCUGAUUAAUCAAAAGCUUAAUGGCUGAAGAUCAAUUUUUACUAAUUACUUGUGCGACUUGGGUGCCCUUCCAGAGAUCAUUUGCUUCAAUUUUCGUUCAAGUUCAGGGAUUGUCAUUAGAAACGACAUGAGAAUAGCAGGAGCCCAGACAGGCUAGAAUAUAGAUUAGCAAUCAGCAGGAAGAGGUUAAAUGCAGGAUACAAGCCAAUUAGGAUGAAUACAAAACUAAUUUGCCAAAUGUCAGAGGGAAGCUGGAGUUAAUGUAGCAUAAAUGUCGACAAAAUACCUCAGCUGGUUAUUACUUGUGCAGGACCCUUUUCCUGUUGAUCUUGUGAACAAACGCUAAUUUGCUUUUUGAAGAAAGAAAAAAAGACUAUUAUUUCUUCUUAUCUAAAUGAGUCAACAAUAAAAUACUUCCUGUUCACUCUCUUUAUUCAAACCUCUCCCUCCUCAUAGGCCUCUCAUUCCAAUCAGCUAUAGAUAAAGAUAAAAUUUCACAUGUUACACAAUACACAGAUUCAGUAAACAGCAAUAUUUAAAAAUUGAUUUUCUCUCAGUUUUAAAAAGAACCCGUCCAAAGCUGAAGUUUUAUGUUAAUAAUAACGUUAAUAAUGCUUACAUAAGCAUUCCAGACCAGCAGGUGGCAGUAAUAUGUAAUCAGUCUGCUACAUCACAACACCAUAGAGGAACAUUAAGGACAUGUGUAUGGGGCAUCUUUGAGAGAAAGAGGUGGUGAGAAGCUCACUUUAAAUACUGAGUAGUGAAUAGCAAAUUAAAAGCUGUUAAGCAUUAUACUUUUAUUUGCCUCUGUAUCGGGGUUUAAUGAUAAAGAAUGAUGAAAAACAGCGAGGUUUCUAUGUAAACACGCAGACAGACCUAAACAAACUGUUAGUCUGCCAUCUCAUUGCAUGCUCAAUAAAUGUAUAUUGAAACAAUAACUACCUUGUGCAAAUAUUUCAGCAUUUCCCUUAAACUUCUUUUAUGCUGUGAACACAACAACAGCUGAACUGAGUUUUCUGAGUUUGCAACCUUGGAUUCCUUUUACAUGUUGACAGAAGGCAAAACACAAAGAAAAUACCACAUUUUCAAAAAUACAGCCUUGGAGGAUGUACUUUCUGUGAGCAGGCAUAACUUUGCUGUGAAGUAUUUCUCUUCAGGAAUCGAUCAAGGGACCCAGUCCACAAAGGAUCAGGCCCGGCUACAUGCUGCCACCCCGAUGUCUCACCAUUCCGACACAGCUUUCCAUAUAAGGGGGGGGCAUUCACAUCUGGAGUCCGUCAUUUAAUCCUGAGCGUAGCUGGGCGUGUCCCGUGCAGAGGGCUCCGCAGCCGACCAUAGCAGACGAGAGCUGUCGGAAUGACCAGAUGUGUGAUAGCAUGGUAACAUAACGCUACUCAGACAAUUAGAGACCAAUGUCGGGAUGUCGGGAUGUCAGGAUGUCGGUUGCCCCCCAUCAGGCCCUUAUAACCUUGGUUGACUGCUCAGGCAGGGCAGAAACAGGAGUGUCCAGUGUACUGAGCAUUUCGUGUUUCUUCCCUUAUGUUAGAAAGAGAUAAGAUAAGAGAUAAACCAGAGCUAGCAACAAAACAAACAUCGUGGAACUGAUUAAAUUACUUUAAGUCUUUAGGCCCUUUUGUCUUUUAACAUUCAUAUUACUGGCUGUUUAACUGAAAUGACACCAAUAACUUCCAUUUAAAAGCCACUUGACAGUCCACCAUUGUGUUUGAACUGGCGCACGAAUGACUCAUACGAUAAGCUAGGCCAGAAAGGAAAGUAAUAUCCAGCUGCAGCGUAGGGCUGCAGAUUAAUGGGACUGACAAAGGAUGCACCAACUACAACUUUUGUGGUCUGGGAAAAGUAAGAUAUUAAAAAAUGGUCUGAAGCCUGCCACUAUGACGUAAUUUGUCUUUUCACCCUCUGAAAAUGGGACAUAGUUGAUGACAAACAUGUCCUACAUUAGCAUUUUAGAAUGCUAAUACAUGCUAAUCAGCUCUGAUUAUUGAUUAUUUCGCUAGCUGCUACACAACAAUCAAAAUUUGCCGUCCUUCUGUCCAUUGUGUUCUUUAUAACGAAGAAGGUGAAAUAACAAAGUUGCCAAAAUCCAUUUAAAUGAGGAGCAUUAAUGUUUGUACCAAGGCAAUGUCUUCAAAAACCGCAGAGAACAUGCACUCAAAAUUACGUAUGGGCACCUCAUCCAGGUGACAAAUCAGGCACUGACCUCUAGUGAGUCUGCAUGUCUGUACUAAAAUUCAUUGUUUUCAUCUAGUAUGUGACAUAUGGUAGUCUGGGCCUAUCAGGGGACCCAGACCGGGGAGCAAACAGAUGGACCAGCACUGUAACCAUGUAGAUUAAGAUUAAGAUGGACAGUAAAUCACUGGAAAUGCAUGUGUGUUCACAUUUCCCUUCAAGUGACACAACUGUCUCGGCCUCAAUCUCAUCAUGUCUCAGUGAUAUUUCAAGAUGGAUGAAGAAACACCACCUACAGCUCAACCUGUCCAAAACUGAGCUUCUUGUCAUUCCAGCCAGCCCCUUUUUGCAACCACAAAUCAGUAUCCAGUAUGAAUCAAAUUAACUUGUGCCCACAAAGUCUGCUGGGAAUCUGGGUGUCAUAAAUGAUGACCAACUAAUCUGUAAGGUUCAUGUCACCUCAGUUGCUCGGUUCUGCAGAUUUGCCCUCCAUUGCAUCAGGAGGAUCAGACCUUACCUGUCAGAGCUCUCAACACAGCUCCUGGUACAGGCUCUUGUUAUGUCACACAUUGACUACUGAACUCCUUGCCGGAAGGCCUCCUUGCAUGCUCAGUCAAACCUCUGCAGAUGAUCCAAAGUGCAGAAGUCUGUCUGGUUUUCAACCAACUCAAAACAGCAUCCAUCACUCCACUGUUCACCUCUCUUCACUGGCUUUCUGGAGCAGUCAACAUCAGAUAGAAAGCCCUACUUCUUGCCUACAAUACUGCAACUAAAUCACCUCCCACAUCUGGCAGUUCUGUACUCCCUUCCGCCCGUUACGCUGUCAGUGAAAGGUGCCUGGUGCUCCCAUCACAACAAGGCCCUAAGUCACAAACCAGACUCUUCUCCUUUGUUGUCUCCCAGUGGUGGAAUGAAUUACCAAACUCUGUCAGACCUGCAAAGUUUGUCUCUACCUUUAAGAAAAAGCUAAAGACUCAGCUCUUUAGAGAACACCUAUGCACUUAAGCUCAGCUCUUUUCCUCUGUCGCCCUUAGUGGUAGAAUGACUGAAACAAAUGGCCCUGUCUACUUUGAGACACUUUGCCCAGCUCUUAGUGAACAAUUCUGCACUUGGUACAUGUGAUGAUGAUGAUGAUGAUGAUGAUGAUGAUGAUGAUGAUGAUGAUGAUGAUGAUGAUGAUGAUGAUAGUUAUGACAUGACAAUGACGACACGGUUAAUAGCUGCGUUUACAUGGGCAUAAAUAAUUGGAAUAAAUGCCCGAUCAGAAUAAAAAUGCGUCAGGUAAACAUGUUGAUCAGAAGAUUCUGAUUCAAUUCAGCUCAAUCAGAAAGAAAUUGUAUUCUGAUCGGGAGGGGUGGUUUGUGCCGAUCGUUAUUCCGAAAGGCAUCCAUGUAAACACUUAUUCUGAUUUUGACUCUCUAACCUGACUCAGUCUUCACGCUUUAGCCUUUGGCUUGUUUAUUGAGGCCAGUACAGGAGGUUUCCCUAUUAACACUCUGGCAUAAAACACAACCUCUCCUCCGGUAACAUAACAAGGUGUACAUACAGCGUAAUGAUGUCACAUCUGCACACACAGAGCAACCUUUAACAGAACAGUAAAAUAAGUAUGCAAGGGCGCCAUCUAGUGACAACAUUUAACGGGAAAACUCCUGAAUCGAAUGAAGUGAGCCACUACCACGUUUGUUGGUUUGUCGACAGCACAGGCGUAAAUACAACUCUUCCUUUGCGGUUGUUUUAGCGAAAUCAGACAACUCUGCACAUGUCCAAAUGCCUCUAAUCUGAAUAAAGCUUGGUGUAUGUAUACAUCAUGAUCUGAUUAUUUGAUUUUGCACCCAUAUAAACAGUGGAUUCAGAUUAUCCGAUCCCUCAAAUUUUAAUCGGAUCAAGAAAUGUUGCACAUGUAAACGUGGCUAUUAAGACUCUAUUUGAUUUAUGGAUUGAUGGUGGUUAUACAUAAAAAACUGCAUUGUGCUUGUAGCAGUUUUCAGCGAUCACUGAUGUUUCUUUCUGUCAAUAUCUUGCUUGUGUUGUAUUUACUCUUCAAUGUACCAUGCGGCUAAAAACAUCCGCCAAAUGACAUUGUGUCAUCAUCUAUCAUUCUGUUUUUACGUUUCACCUGCUGGUUCCUUUGGGAUGUGUCAUCACAUUAACCUUCACGUCUCUCUGUGGUCUCCUGCAGCAACGCCCUUCAUCAUCACCAUGCUGCUGGCCAGCCUCAACAGCUGCUGUAACCCCUGGAUCUACAUGUGCUUCGCCGGGCAUCUAUUUCACGAUCUGAGGCAGAACUUCCUGUGUUGCUCCUCUCGCUACCUCAAGUCGUCCCAGUGUCACUGUGAGCGUGACUUUGACUCGAGUCACAAGAGUAAUUCCUCCACCUUUGUCAUCAAGAGCACAAGCAGUCAGAGGAGCAUCACACAGACUUCCUGCACUUAA
Molecule: messenger RNA, 11097 nt
Organism: Xyrichtys novacula (pearly razorfish)
Lineage: Eukaryota; Metazoa; Chordata; Actinopteri; Labriformes; Labridae
Source: the annotation of a GenBank genome assembly